Messenger RNA from Paramuricea clavata, 1746 nucleotides. NCBI's taxonomy places the organism in Eukaryota, Metazoa, Cnidaria, Anthozoa, Malacalcyonacea, Plexauridae. The record is from the annotation of a GenBank genome assembly.
AUAUGGCCAAGAACGUGGAUUUUCCUUGGCACUCUAUAAACUUGCAGAAACAUGCAAGGUAAUACACACUGUAGGAGAUAUAUACUGUACAUGUUACACUAACAGUUUUUUUGGUGAACCUCCAUAUUAUUUUUUUGAUGAACCUCUCUUUACACUGUUUUAGUGCUGUUUUAAUUAGGAUGUGACAGACACUCAUGCAAAGCAAGUGCUGCAUCUUAUUGAACGACUGCAGUUUGGAGUUCAGCAAAUUUUCAAUAUUGUCAUUGUGGGCCCGGUUGAGAAGAUCAUGAAGAUAAAAGACUGGCUGGACGACAACAGAGGAGAAUGCUCUGAAGCUGGGUACAUCAUUACAAAGGGCGUCAAAGCAUCUGGUAAUAUCUUUAACAUUAUACAGUAACAUGUUUACCGCACAACUUUCACUUGUUAAAAUCUCCCCACUUAAUGUUUCGAUGUGAGCAAGCCCCACAUUAGCUUUUAAACCUGCUUCUAGAUUCAGGCGUUAAUUAAAAUUUCCUAAAUGGUCCAGUUUAGGCGAGAAGUUUAAGACUAAGUAUUACUAUGUAUAGGUAUUGAGGACAUUGGGGAUAUGCAUACUGUAUGUUUUUUACUUUGUAGAGAAGGCCGACUGUACGGCCUAGGCAUAAAUAGCCUACAGUUGUACAUCCCGGCGUUUAAGGUAUUUACCCGACAUCAUUUACGAUGACAAAAUUAGUUUUGAUUAAAAGUUUUAACUGGCGCAUAUUUUUUUUAAUUUUUAAAGGGAGUACUUCGUGUGGGAUGACACAGUCUGUGUACGGCUUUCUGGUGUACCACGCUGCAGUUGGUCAACGAGUCUUGCCAGAACACUUCAAUUUCCAGGCAGGUUGUGUUGAGAAUGUUAUUAACGUUGAAGCAGAACCAUGGGAAUACCAAUUGUGCAGGAAAGUCAUUGAAAUGUUUAGCCGUCCCGGAGAUUGGGUACUGGACAUAAAUUUACCCAAAGGUAUUUUAUAUUUCUAAAAUGUUUUGGCAAUGUUAAACGGACACAGUCAGUCACCAUUUGAGCGAUGCUAAUUUAGUUUGAUAUGGACCAACUAAAGAUCACCAACUUUAAAUCACAUCGCUGUGACUAGAAACAGCGACUGUGUUUCCCUUUAAGGAAUCAUGUGUCUGACAAUUAACCUUUUCUCCACCGAGCAUCUAUGGAUUGUUUGGCGGGACAAGCUAGACGACUGUAAGAGCGCUGCAAUCCUUAGUCCUAUAAAGAGAAAUGUGUUUACAAUGUGUGUUUUUUCUGAUUUUGUUUCAUUUUUUCUCAGUAACUGGAAUUGCCGCUGCCUUAAGCACUGACAGAAAUGGUCUGUGUUUGGUCAAAAAUGAAGAGGAGAGACAAACUGCAAGGGAAAUACUAAGCGAACUCGUUUGAGGCAAAAAGAUGCGAACACGGUAACAUUGCUGACUGAGGGACUGUUCCUUUAAAUUAAGACCGGCCACAAAUAUUUUUUAUGUUGAUAUGUUCUUAGUAUGUAGUACACAAUUAAAAAUAUUAAUUACUCAGAACGACGUUCAUUUUACAACACUACUUACAGAUAUUGAAUAAAAUAUUGAAUUUUCGCCAUAAAUUAUUUUAAUGUGCUCCAAUAUUUUGUGGUUAUUUAUAGAUUUUAUUAUUUUUAGAGAUAGAAUAGCGCGAAAUUCGGACAACCCUAUUAUAAUAUCGUUAAUCUGAUUUUCGGAGAUAGGGAAGAUCUCUACAAACCAGAAAAG